AUGUCGCGAAAAUUAGCACCGUUGCUCCCAGCCAUCGACAGUUCGGGGUUAUCGCCUUUCGACAUUUCGCGCGAAGAUCAAGCCAAGAGGAAACGCGUCGGUACAGACAUUGCCUGCAAUCCAUGUCGUAAAAGAAAGACUCGCGCAUGUCUCAAACGAUCAACCGAAUGCAUAUACGUCGAAAAGAAGGAAGGAACGAAGACCGAGCAGUCGCCCGAGGUCCUUCAAGAGCUCUUCGAUCUCAUGAGAAGUGUUCCAGAGGAUCAGGCUCUGCAAAUACUCUGGUCACUGAGGUCCAAUGAUGACCUGGCUUCGGUUCUUACUGCCGCAAAGGCCGGCGUGCGCAAAAAGGCGCUUCUUCCCGAUCAACCCUCGAUGAGAUCGAAGCUGCCCCAAGAGUCAUCUUUGGAGCUGGAGCUGAUGGUCAAGAACCCAACGGCGUACCCAACACCCAAAUCGUCUCUCACGGCAUCGGAACGUGCUGGCCUGCUCGGUCCCAAAAGGCUCCGCCGGUCAAAGUCCCUAGACCACCAUACGAUCAUUGGGCCCGUGAAUGGCUCGUUCGGUCGUCGGUAUGAUCCUAUUCAUCUGAAUGGACGUUCAGAUUCAGGCUCGGCCCAACGAGCCUCUCCUGACCUAUGCGAUCCCCGCCUCCACCAUCUUAAAAUCAGCUUCUGGACGGACGUGCCUAUCACAGACGACUUUGCGAAACAAGUGAUAUCCUUGUACAUGAUGACAGACCAUCCUUUGUUAGGCGUCUUCGACCCGAGUCUGUUUAUUACCGACCUUGUAGACCAGAAAGAUACACACUGUUCUUCUCUUCUUGUAAACUCGUUGAUGUAUUGGGGAUGUCAAAUGUAUACUGCCAUUGAGAAGAAUGCAAAUAAACUUGCAGAAUCGUUCUGCAAAGAAGCAGAAAGGUUGUGGUUAAUCCAGAAGAAUAAUGAUUCACUUCUCAACACGGCCAGCGCCCAGCUGCUGAGUCUUGCUUACUUGGGACAUGGGAAGGAUCAUUACGUACUCAAAUAUCUUUCCACUGCUCUGCGUAUGGGCACUCGCAUGUCCCUUUUCGGAGUCGACGCACCGCAAGCAAUAAACAACAUCAAACGGUUGUCACCUGAGAUGCAAAGAGCAAGCUCAUUCACCGCAUGGGGGGUGUUUAAUUGGGGAGUACUCAUGGCCCUAUUUUAUCAGCAACCCGGGCUGGAGUACCCUGGUCAUCCGCCAGUACUUCCAAUUCCAGGGGUUCUAAGAUCGGAUUCUCCUAGCCCUGGAUCGAGUAGCUUGAGUGCCGAUCCUUCGGAGGCACUACCUCCAUACAUGGGCAGCACCUUUUCUACACUGUGUCAGUUCUGGCGCAUCCUUCACGGCGUCACAUUAUCCUACUAUAAGGACAAGCCGACUUCGUUGCCCGAGCACGCGUCGAUCGACUUUGCGGAGUUCAAAUACCGAGAGCUCUUGGCGUGGAUAGAAGCACUACCAUCUGACCAGGCCUUGAAAGAUCAUUCCCCUCACCAUGUUGUUGUCUUGCACAUUUGGUUCCAUGCCGCCAUUCUCGACCUCUUCCGACCCUUCCUACAGAGCACCGCUCGCGAACGACAGCGUCUCAAGACAUUUUCUGCCCGCCGCAGCUACCCUGAAGCAGCAUUCAACGCCUCUGUCAAUCAGUUGAAGCAACUUGUUGUGAGGUAUCGGUGUAAUUACGAGUCUUCCGCAUACACAAUGCUCUGGCAGACGGCCUUGAUAUACGUGGCAAACGCGGUACUUCACAAUACUGAGGAUCCCGAGUGGCGACUUUAUUUUCUGGCUUGCAUAUACGGAUACGAGGGUUUGAGAACAUCAUACCGGGUUGCCGAAGUCAUCUCUCGAGGACUUUUAACCAUGUCGCUCCAAGAAGGCGACAUGUCUGGCAGCGAGGCACGGUAUUUGCUCAAGCAAGUCACCGAACCUGAAGGCGCCGGCGGCAAGGGCGAUGUGAGGGCUACCUUUAUGGCAGAUCUUGACUUAGCGAUGACUGAUCCUGAGGCGGCGAAGGUGGAGAAUUUGGCCAGAAGAUUCGAAGAUGUGGCUUUAUUUAGCGACUUCACGACCAUGGACGAUGAAGAGGCACGGCGGUUCCAACGGAUAGAAACACCAGAUGGUGCGGAGUGA
This is a messenger RNA of Colletotrichum gloeosporioides, 2151 nucleotides long. RefSeq lists its product as uncharacterized. The record is from RefSeq and is a predicted model, not a curated record. Lineage: Eukaryota; Fungi; Ascomycota; Sordariomycetes; Glomerellales; Glomerellaceae. Bases 1 to 2151 code for a protein of 716 amino acids. Gene Ontology annotation, molecular function: DNA-binding transcription factor activity, RNA polymerase II-specific; zinc ion binding. Gene Ontology annotation, biological process: regulation of DNA-templated transcription. The transcript has 6 exons.